Messenger RNA from Cydia fagiglandana, 516 nucleotides. RefSeq names its product fatty acid-binding protein 1-like. The record is from RefSeq and is a predicted model, not a curated record. The transcript is spliced from 4 exons. Gene Ontology annotation, molecular function: fatty acid binding. Gene Ontology annotation, cellular component: cytosol; nucleus. Gene Ontology annotation, biological process: fatty acid transport. NCBI's taxonomy places the organism in Eukaryota, Metazoa, Arthropoda, Insecta, Lepidoptera, Tortricidae. The coding region runs from base 89 to 478 and encodes 129 amino acids.
ACUCGUCCUAAGCAGAUUACAGUACUCGUGUGAGGACUAUAAACAGUACUUUGUGCUCCUAAUUAUUUGAUCUAAACUUCCUAAUAAAAUGUCUUACUUUGGAAAAACGUUCACUUUCGAGAAACAUGAGAAAUUCGACCAGUUCCUUGCAGCUCUGGGAGUGCCAAAGGACAGUAUCGAUGAAUUCUGCUCCCUAAAAGCCACUCUCGUUUUGGAAAAAAAUGGAGAUACCUACACCCAGAAAUAUAUGAACAAAGAAACAACUUUCAAGUCAGGCGUUGAGUUCGAUGAGACCGUCAGAAAUGGUGUUCAGUGCAAGACCACCUUCGUGGUGGAGGGUGACACUGUCACGCAAACGCAGAAGUUUCCAGAAGGCCGCACUGUCACCUUUAAGAAACAGUUCUCAGACAAUAAGGUUGUCGUGACGGCUACCACCAACGCUUGGGAUGGCGUAGCCUACAGAUACUACUCUGCGUAAACAUUAUCGCUCUCUCAGACCAGUUUGAAUUAAAUUAA